This is a messenger RNA of Dreissena polymorpha, 1088 nucleotides long. RefSeq lists its product as uncharacterized. The record is from RefSeq and is a predicted model, not a curated record. The coding region runs from base 144 to 1088 and encodes 314 amino acids. The transcript is spliced from 9 exons. NCBI's taxonomy places the organism in Eukaryota, Metazoa, Mollusca, Bivalvia, Myida, Dreissenidae.
UCAGAAAUAAACAGCAAGGUCCCCCUUUGUGCAGUUACGAGGGAAAUAUACUUUCCGGCUCUUCGUUCCAAUGGUUUUGGGUCUCUUGGAACGGCGGCUGUGUGAAGGUUGGCAAGGGCUCCACAGUAGGUGGCUCUCAGAUAAUGCAGUGGUGCGGACUUAACUACAACAUUAACGGCAUCCGCUUUAGCUACGGCUAUGGCAGCGGAGGAACGUUCAUAAUCCCUCUAUCGACUCACUCUUCGCCUCACCACGACUCCUCAAAGACGUCCGAUACCACGAGCCAUAGUCAUUUCGGCACGUCCAAGAGCUCUCACAAUGGCAGGAGUCUUACGUACAAUUGUCCUAUUAGAAGCGGCGGGGUCGACUAUAGACAGUUCAAUCCCUGCAACGAUGGGCUCAAGAUUAACACCAUCACCAGCCUGGCCUUUCAGACCAAGGGAAACAAUGACGCUCACAUCCUUCUUCAAAACAACGCCAACGACUUUGAUAACAAAGUGGUAGAGAUGGUCAUCGGUGGGUGGAGUAACACAAAAUCUGUCAUCAGAAACCAACAGCAAGGCCCUCCUUUGUGCAGUUACGAGGGAAAUAUACUUUCUGGCUCUUCCUUCCGAUGGUUUUGGGUAUCUUGGAGCAGUGGCUGUGUUAAGGUUGGCAAGGGCUCCACCGUAGGCGGAUCGCAGAUAAUGCAGUGGUGUGGACUCAACUACAACAUUAACGGCAUCCGCUUCAGCUACGGCUAUGGCAGCGGAGGAACGUUCAUAAUCCCUCUAUCGACACACUCUUCUUCUCACCACUCUUCGUCACACCACGACACCUCCAAAUCAUCCAAGACUUCCGGUACCUCGGAACACAGUCACUCCAGCUCGACGAAGUCUAGGAAGUACGUUACGAUAGACUGUGACAGCUUGAACUUUGUGUACCAGGUUUGUAACGUCCCCGGUGCGAAGUCAAUCAAUAACGUCCGGCUCAAAGAACAGCGCUCCAAAUCCGAGUGUAAACUGAACUCCAGCUUUGGCUUUGACGGCAAUCACAUCUGGGUCAACAAAGGCUGCAGGGGGCGAUUCAACGUCUGCUACAACUCAUAG